ACACCGCCCGAAUUCGAGCGCCGACGAUGUCGACGGGCGGCGACGACCGCUUGCCCGAGCUCUCCGAGGACCGCUUGCCCGAGCUCUCCGACGACCUUCUCCGGCGCAUCCUCUACUUCGUCCCCUUCAGGAAGGCUGCUUGCACCAGCUUGCUCUCGCGGCGGUGGCGAUCGCUGUGGCGGUCUUCUGGCGCCGUCAACCUCGACGUCCAAGUCCCUCAUUCCCGAAGCUACGACGAAGAUGCCGACAACGCCUUCUUCACCAAACAAGAGGCCUUCGUCCACGCCGCCAAGGCUGCGCUCGACGCCGUCGAGGUCCCCAUCACAAGGCUCACCUUGCGUGUGGAGUCCAACGACCACGACGGCCACAGCAGCAUCAGCCGGUUCCUGCACCGCAGCAGGAACUGGCACACACACUUCACAAAGACCGACGUGGUCAGCGAUCUAGUCUCCCACCCAGCGGCGCGACACGUUGAGGAGCUCCAAGUCGCCGCCGUCGCCGCCUCCUACGGCAUGCUCAGGGAAACAACAGCUGGGAUCUAUGGACUCGCCGCACUCCCGUCGUCGGACACCCUCCGCGUCCUGGACCUGACCAGGUGUAACCUGACGCUAACGGCGGCGGCGGCCGCCUUGGCGCUCCCACGGCUGACGACGCUGCGGCUAAGCUACUGCUCCGUUGAACCCAAGGUUCUCCAGCCGAUGUUGGACGCCGCGCCGGAGCUCACCACCGUGCAACUGGAGUCUCUCUCAAUCUUCUCGUUGCCUCCAGAACCAAAACCACCGGUGCUCCGCCUGAGCUUCCACGCGGUGACCACGCUCGUGCUGUCCUUGUGCUGCAUCUAUGCGGGGGUACAAGGUUCAGGAGAUCGCCGUGGCAAGAGCAACUGGGCCAUCGAGAUCGACGCACCGAGGCUGCAAUCCUUCAAAUACAAGGGUCUCUUGCCACGAUUCGUUCUACGGCCGGCGGCAGCCGGCGGCGGCGGCGUUGCACGGGUGGACCUGCACUUCCUCCACCACAAUGAUGUCAAUAUGCGCGCGCUCUUCUGGCAGUUCCUGCACAACUUCACCAAUGCCAGGACCAUCAAGCUCAAGGUGGAGAACAACCUCAUCAACAUUGCCGCCAUUGGCGAGGCGAGGCACGCCCUGCUGCGGUGUGCGUUCCCCAGUAUGGAGCGCCUCGAGCUGGAAGGGGCGUUCGACCCCCGCAUGGAGGAGUACGUGGAGAAGCUUGAAGGGGCGUUCGACCCCCGCAUGGAGGAGUGCGUGGAGGAGCUGGUAGCGGUACAUUUUCCCGAGAGGGAGACGACGGCUAUAGCCAUAGCCAACCUGCUCGAUUGCUGCCCUGUUCUUGGUGAAUUCAUGCUGAAGCUGAACGCUGUGUCAGCUUUCCCUGUCAGGGAUUCACGAUAUGGACCAGAGUUGUUGAAGAGGAAAGAUAGAUCGGAUUACAGCAAGUCCAUCGAUCGCUUCGUGCGCCGCAAAAAAGCAAAGACUGACAUCUCCAUGGAGGAUAGCAUUUUUGGUGACGACGAAUACUCCUAUGAUGAUGUUCGUGGUAUCCCUGGACUCAGUGAUGGCUCGUUCGCCUGCUUGCAGCGCACUCUGAGAAGAGUAGGGCUGCAGUUCCGACUGGACACAAACUGCAUCUCCACCACCAGCAGCCUUGGACUGCGGCUUAUCAAAUUCUUCGCUGACCAUGCCAGGGUUCUUGAAGAAAUUUGUGUUGACACUGGCAACAAGAGACUGCACGAGCACCUCAAAUUCAACGUGGAAACACAGGCACUCGCACUCGCACUCGCACCUAUACCUAUCUCAGCCACCACAGCUAGUGCAACCCUUGAUUCCACAACAGACCUUGCAAAGACUAGAGCCGGCUUCACGGUGUUACCCCUUCAAAGGCAGGAAAGCAUGGACUGGAAGUCUUCAUCCCUUGAAAACUAAGAUAUAUAUCAUGAAUAAACUACUUAUUUCUGAACUGUUUUUUUUUUGUAAGAGGCCUUUGGAAAUAAAAUACUUUUUUGUGCUUGAUUUGUCCUUGCCCUACAAUUUGCAAGAUUGUGUUGAC
This is a messenger RNA of Sorghum bicolor (sorghum), 2064 nucleotides long. RefSeq lists its product as uncharacterized. The record is from RefSeq and is a predicted model, not a curated record. The transcript has a single exon. Bases 27 to 1940 code for a protein of 637 amino acids. Lineage: Eukaryota; Viridiplantae; Streptophyta; Magnoliopsida; Poales; Poaceae. Gene Ontology annotation, molecular function: protein binding.